AUGUAUUCGCACUCACGAAGACGAACGUGUUUAGGCCUUUUUGCCGCGGUAGGAGGCGAGCAGUGCGAAAACCCUCCUGAUUUCGUUAUGCUAUCACCGCCACCCAAUGUCACAGGAUAUUUGCACAUAGGACAUGCAUUAACUUUCAGCAUUCAGGACGCUAUUGUUCGAUGGCGGCGAAUGAGCGGUUGUCGUGUUUCAUGGAUACCGGGAACUGAUCAUGCUGGAAUAGGCACGCAGUCAGUAGUAGAACGUAAAUUAUUGAAGGAAAAAAAUUUAACGCGACACGAUUUUAGUAGAGAAGCAUUCGUCGAGGAAAUCUGGAAAUGGCGUUCUCAACAUGGGGAUCGUAUUAUUAGACAAUUGAGACGAUUAGGAGCUUCACUCGAUUGGGAUAAACUGUUCUUUACAAUGGAUGCACCACGUUCUCAAGCUGUUACCAAUGCCUUUUUGAGACUUUAUCAGGAUGGCCUAAUAUAUAGGGAUACGCGCCUGGUUAACUGGUGUUGCGCGCUGGAAACAGUGAUUUCUGAUAUAGAAGUAGAUUAUGAGACGGUCAGCCAGCAGACCACGUUGAAGUUACCAGGACGUGAUAAUGGGGUUGAAUUUGGCGUUUUGCAUAAAGUUGCAUAUCCCGUUGCGGAUGAAUCUACUGAAUUGAAAGAGGUUGUAGUUGCAACCACACGAAUAGAAACAAUACUGGGAGAUGUCGCCGUGGCCGUCCAUCCGGAGGAUCCACGUUACAAGGCUUUACACGGAAAGGAAGUUAUACACCCCUUGCUCAAUAAACGCAUGCCAAUUGUCUGUGAUGCAGAACUUGUUGACUUGGAUUUUGGAACCGGUGUUGUGAAGCUUACGCCUGCCCACGAUCCCAAUGAUUAUAAUUGUGCGCGUAGACACAAUCUUCCGUUAAUUAAUAUAUUCAACAAAAAUGGUACAUUCAAUGAGAACUGUGGAAUUGCAGGCUUAGUUAAUAAAGAUCGGUUUGAUAGUAGGCAGGAAAUUAUUGAUAGACUCGGUACUGUUAACUGUUAUCGAGGCAAAGAUGUAUCACAUGAGAUGAGAAUUGGUCGUUGUUCGCGCACUGGAGAUAUCAUUGAACCUCUCUUGCAACCACAAUGGUAUGUCAGAUGUAAGGAUCUCGCAAACAGAGCCUUGCAGGCUGCGGCUAGUGGUGAGCUCAUUUUUGAGCCCGCAUAUCAUAUAAAGGAAUGGAAUCACUGGCUCGAAAAUAUUCAAGACUGGUGCAUUUCCAGGCAAUUGUGGUGGGGACAUUCCAUUCCUGCGUUUCAGUUGUCAUUUCCCGAAAGCGAUCAUGAUGCUAAGAGUACAUGGAUCGUCGCCAAGUCCAAUGAUGAAGCAGAAGGUCUCGCGAAAACAUAUCUUCGGUCGAAUUUUAUGGAUAUUAGUACGCCUUACAUUCUGAAGCAGGAUGAAGACGUAUUGGAUACUUGGUUUUCGUCUGGAUUGUUACCACUGUCAGCCUUAAAUUGGACUGGGAACGAUGAAUUGCCCGCAAAAUAUCCGACCUCAAUGAUAGAAUCAGGCUUUGAUAUAUUAUUCUUUUGGAUAGCACGAAUGACAAUGCUUUGUACAUAUUUUGCUGGGAAGCCACCUUUUAAGAACGUACUUUUACAUGCUAUGGUACGCGAUGUGCAAGGUCGAAAGAUGUCCAAAUCUUUGGGAAAUGUCAUUGAUCCGCUUGAUGUUAUAGAUGGUAUCACUCUUGGAAAAAUGAAACAAGUGUUAAAUGAAAGCAAUUUGCCUCAUUCCGAAAUCAACAGAAGUGAAACUAUGUUGUCUAAAGAGUAUCCACAAGGAAUUCCAGCCUGCGGAACAGAUGCUUUACGAUUUUCAUUAGUGAAUUUCACAGAACAUACGCGGCAAAUAAACCUUGACAUUUCGCCAAUAUUAGCUGCCAAGCAUUUCGGAAACAAAAUUUGGAAUCUGUUCAAUUUUGCGUUCACAAGAUUUGAAAUUCUGAACUAUAAGACAAACGUCACGACUUCAAGGACUCUGGCGGUAGAUGAGUUAGAAGACAGGCUUUCUCUCGUGGAUCGCUAUGUUUUGUCAAGAUUAGCGGAUACCGUGAGUAGAGCGCAGGAUGCAUUUACAGCCCUUCGAUUACAUGAAGCGACCACUGCAAUAAGAAAUUUUAUUUGGGAAGACUUGUGUGAUAUAUAUCUUGAGUUUGCGAAGCCAGUAUUAUAUGGUACUCAUACGCAGGUUGAAAAGGAGGCCCAAUAUGCGACUUUACGAGUAUUGGACGUAUGCCUGGAUGUCUCGCUUAGGCUGUUGCAUCCAUUUAUGCCAUUUAUCACAGAGGAAUUAUGGCAGAAUUUGGCAAAGAUGACGACGAAUGAAUUGGUACCCAAGUCGUUAAUGCUUGCAAGUUAUCCUGAAACUCAAAACUUUGUCAACUGGAAGAACGUCAAGAUUGAGAAUGAUAUGAAAAGCAUCUUGAGCGUCAUACAUGCAUGCCGCUCGUUGCGACAAAAUAAUCAUAUUCCUAUCAGUCAGCAUUUACCCUUUAUAUUGAGCACAGACGAUGCAAAUGUCCUAAGCGAUGAUGGCCCAAUAAAGAAAUACUUUAACGAUAUACGCAUCUUUGCAAAAGCUUCUCAGCUUAAGUUAAUUGAUUCAAAGGAUGAAAUGAAUGCAACGGAGUUGGAUAAAACUGUGGUUGUCACCUUAACGAAUCCGAAUGUUAAAGUACACAUCCCACUGUCCGAGCUUGUAAGAGCACAGUCUAAUGGAAGGAAUGCUACUGACGAGCAAGUCGACAAACUGAAUAGAACGUUGAAAAAAAUUGAGGGGAAUCUAGAUAAUCUAAAGCAGAAGAUGUCCAAGGCCGAGUAUGAAGACAGGGUUCCGGACAAGAUCAAAGAGCGGGAUAGAAAACUACUGGCCGAAUUAGCGGGAAAGCAACGCGAACUGAUUAGUAACAUUGAACUCAUCAAAAAGUCGUUGUGCGAUACGACAUAA
Molecule: messenger RNA, 2985 nt
Organism: Paraglomus brasilianum
Lineage: Eukaryota; Fungi; Glomeromycota; Glomeromycetes; Paraglomerales; Paraglomeraceae
Source: the annotation of a GenBank genome assembly